UGUGAUUUGCCCGCUCUUGCCGGCCAGGGGCGGGACCAGCGGACGCACUGCUGCUCUGGGCCUGCGCGCAUCGGGGUCAGGGGUCACGGCGGCGUAUUUUGUGGCGGGAAAAGCUGUUUGCUGCGGGAUGGAUUUUAAGCGGAAACAAGGACCAGGCCCUGGGGUGCCCCCAAAGCGGGCUCGUGGGGGCCUCUGGGAUGAGGAUGAACCAUCGCAGUCUGAGAACUUGGCCAUGCUGGAGGAGAUGGAGGAUGAGAGUCUGCAGGAGGCAGAGGAGGAGAUGCAGCUGCCCCCAGAGGGCACUGUGGGCGGGCAGUUUUCCAUUGGAGACAUUGACCCGCGCUGGCUGCGGCCUACCCUACGUGCCCUGGACCCCAGCACGGAGCCGCUCAUCUUCCAGCAGCUAGAGAUUGACCACUAUGUGGGCUCAGCGGUGCCACUUCCAGGAGGGCCCCCAAAAUCUCAUAAUUCCGUGCCCAUACUGCGGGCCUUUGGAGUCACCGAUGAGGGCUUCUCCGUCUGCUGUCAUAUCCACGGCUUCGCACCCUACUUCUACACCCCUGCACCUCCUGGUUUCGGGGCCGAGCACCUGAGUGACCUGCAGCGAGAGCUGAACACAGCCAUCAGCCGGGACCAGCGUGGUGGGAAGGAGCUCUCCGGGCCAGCCGUGCUGGCCAUAGAGCUGUGUUCCCGUGAGAGCAUGUUUGGAUACCAUGGUCAGGGCCCCUCUCCGUUUCUCCGCAUCACCCUGGCGCUGCCCCGCCUUGUGGCGCCGGCCCGCCGCCUCCUGGAACAGGGUAUCCGUGUGCCGGGCCUGGGGACCCCAAGCUUCGCACCCUAUGAGGCCAACGUGGACUUUGAGAUCCGGUUCAUGGUGGAUGCUGACAUCGUGGGCUGCAACUGGUUGGAGCUCCCAGCUGGGAAGUAUGUUCCAAGGGCAGAGAAGAAGGCUACCCUGUGUCAGCUGGAGGUGGAUGUGCUGUGGUCAGAUGUGAUCAGUCACCCACCAGAAGGGCAGUGGCAGCGCAUUGCACCCCUGCGUGUGCUUAGCUUUGACAUCGAGUGUGCUGGCCGUAAAGGCAUCUUCCCUGAGCCGGAGCGUGACCCUGUGAUCCAGAUCUGUUCCCUGGGUCUGCGCUGGGGUGAGCCAGAGCCAUUCUUGCGCCUGGCACUCACACUGCGGCCCUGCGCCCCCAUCCUGGGUGCCAAAGUGCAGAGCUAUGAGCGGGAAGAAGAUCUGCUCCAGGCCUGGGCUAACUUCAUCCUCGCCAUGGACCCCGAUGUGAUCACCGGCUACAACAUUCAGAACUUUGACCUCCCAUACCUCAUCUCUAGGGCGCAAACCCUGAAGGUGGACCGCUUCCCCUUCCUGGGCCGUGUGACUGGUCUCCGCUCCAACAUUCGCGACUCCUCCUUCCAAUCAAGGCAGGUGGGCCGGCGGGAAAGUAAGGUGGUCAGCAUGGUGGGCCGAGUUCAGAUGGACAUGCUGCAGGUGCUGCUGCGGGAAUACAAGCUUCGUUCCUAUACAUUGAAUGCUGUGAGCUUCCACUUCCUGGGUGAGCAGAAGGAGGAUGUACAACACAGUAUCAUCACUGACCUGCAGAACGGGAAUGAGCAGACGCGCCGCCGCCUGGCGGUGUACUGCCUGAAGGAUGCCUACCUGCCGCUUCGGCUGCUUGAGCGCCUUAUGGUGCUGGUGAACAAUGUGGAAAUGGCGCGUGUCACAGGUGUGCCCCUUGGGUACCUGCUCAGCCGAGGCCAGCAGGUCAAGGUCGUGUCUCAACUGCUGCGCCAGGCCAUGCGCCAGGGGCUCCUGAUGCCUGUGGUGAAGACUGAGGGUGGUGAGGACUACACGGGAGCCACUGUCAUUGAGCCCCUUAAAGGGUACUAUGACGUCCCCAUUGCCACGCUGGACUUCUCCUCUUUAUACCCAUCCAUCAUGAUGGCCCAUAAUCUGUGCUACACCACACUGCUACGGCCCGGGGCUGCCCAGAAGUUGGGCCUUAAAGCAGAUGAAUUCAUCAGGACACCCACUGGGGAUGAGUUUGUGAAGUCCUCUGUGCGGAAGGGCCUCCUGCCCCAGAUCCUGGAGAAUCUGCUGAGUGCCCGCAAGAGGGCCAAGGCUGAGCUGGCUCAGGAGACGGACCCCUUGCGGCGCCAGGUCUUGGAUGGAAGGCAGCUGGCACUGAAAGUGAGCGCCAACUCUGUAUAUGGCUUCACUGGUGCCCAGGUGGGCAAGCUGCCAUGUUUGGAGAUCUCCCAGAGCGUCACUGGAUUCGGGCGGCAGAUGAUUGAGAAAACCAAGCAACUGGUGGAGUCCAAGUACACUGUAGAAAAUGGCUACGAUGCCGAUGCCAAGGUGGUCUACGGCGACACUGACUCUGUGAUGUGCCGAUUUGGUGUCUCCUCUGUGGCUGAGGCGAUGUCUCUGGGUCGGGAGGCUGCCGGCUGGGUAUCAAGUCAUUUCCCAUCGCCUAUCCAACUCGAGUUUGAGAAGGUUUACUUUCCGUACCUGCUCAUCAGCAAGAAGCGCUAUGCUGGCCUGCUCUUCUCCUCUCAGCCUGAUACCCAUGACAGAAUGGACUGCAAGGGCCUGGAGGCUGUGCGCAGGGACAACUGUCCCCUAGUGGCCAACCUUGUUACAUCCUCGCUACGCCGAAUCCUCGUGGACCGGGACCCUGAUGGUGCCGUAGCCCAUGCCAAAGAUGUCAUCUCGGACCUGCUGUGCAACCGCAUAGACAUCUCCCAGCUGGUCAUCACCAAGGAGCUGACCCGUGCAGCGGCCGACUAUGCGGGCAAACAGGCCCACGUGGAACUGGCUGAGAGGAUGAGGAAGCGUGACCCCGGCAGCGCGCCCAGCUUGGGAGACCGAGUCCCCUAUGUGAUCAUUGGUGCUGCCAAAGGCGUGGCUGCCUACAUGAAGUCGGAGGACCCCCUGUUUGUGCUGGAGCACAGCCUGCCCAUCGACACCCAGUACUACCUGGAGCAACAGCUGGCCAAGCCGCUGCUGCGCAUCUUUGAGCCCAUUCUGGGCGAGGGCCGUGCAGAAUCCGUGCUGCUCCGUGGUGACCACACACGCUGCAAAACUGUGCUCACCGGCAAGGUUGGUGGCCUCCUGGCCUUUACCAAGCGUCGCAACUGUUGCAUUGGCUGCCGCUCCGUGAUCAACCAUCAAGGAGCUGUGUGUGAGUUCUGUCAGCCACGGGAGUCAGAACUCUACCAGAAGGAGGUGUCACACCUGAAUGCCCUGGAGGAGCGCUUCUCGCGCCUCUGGACACAGUGCCAGCGUUGCCAGGGCAGCUUGCAUGAGGAUGUGAUCUGUACCAGCCGCGACUGUCCCAUCUUCUACAUGCGCAAGAAAGUACGCAAGGACCUGGAGGACCAGGAGCGGCUGCUGCAGCGUUUUGGACCUCCGGGCCCAGAGGCCUGGUGAUCUGAUAAAGGGACAGAGAAUAAAGUUCAG
Molecule: messenger RNA, 3463 nt
Organism: Chionomys nivalis (European snow vole)
Lineage: Eukaryota; Metazoa; Chordata; Mammalia; Rodentia; Cricetidae
Gene: Pold1
Product: DNA polymerase delta 1, catalytic subunit
Exons: 27
Coding region: 128-3433 (1101 amino acids)
Biological process (GO): nucleotide-excision repair, DNA gap filling; DNA replication proofreading; DNA-templated DNA replication
Cellular component (GO): delta DNA polymerase complex
Molecular function (GO): DNA-directed DNA polymerase activity; nucleotide binding; DNA binding
Source: RefSeq, a predicted model, not a curated record